AUGGAUAAGAACACUAGUUAUGUUAAUCUACUGUUUACUCAAUCUCAAUCUUCAGUUGACCUUGAUUCACCUGAACCUUUUUGGUUCGGUAGCCAAGGUCCUGAGGAGCCUGUUGCCGAGCCUGUUAUCGAGUCUGGUGUCGAGUCUGGUGGGAAGGAGAGGAGGAAAUGGUCUCUGAAGGAAGAUAAAAUACUUAUUGGUGCUUGGCUUAACACUAGUAAGGACGCGGUGGUGAGCAAUGAGCAGAAAUCUGGACAGUUCUGGAAGAGAAUUGUUGCUUACUACAACGCAAGUCCUCACCUCGUUGGGACAAAACCUAGAGAGCUUGGUCAGUGCAAGCAGAGGUGGGCUAGGAUUAACGAGCAAGUCUCCAAGUUCGUUGGGUGCUAUGAUGCGGCUCUGAGGGAGCAGAGAAGUGGUCAAAAUGAUGAUGGUGUGAUGAAAGCUGCACUAGACUACUUCUACAAUGAUCACAGUUACAAGUUCAGUCUGGAACAUGGAUGGAGGGAGCUGAGGCACGACCAGAAAUGGUGCUCAACCUAUCUGUCUAAUCACGGUGGUAAGGAGAAGCGCAAAUAA
This is a messenger RNA of Brassica oleracea var. oleracea, 579 nucleotides long. RefSeq names its product glutathione S-transferase T3-like. The coding region runs from base 1 to 579 and encodes 192 amino acids. The record is from RefSeq and is a predicted model, not a curated record. Lineage: Eukaryota; Viridiplantae; Streptophyta; Magnoliopsida; Brassicales; Brassicaceae. The transcript has a single exon.